Molecule: messenger RNA, 1973 nt
Organism: Periophthalmus magnuspinnatus
Lineage: Eukaryota; Metazoa; Chordata; Actinopteri; Gobiiformes; Gobiidae
Gene: ppp1r14aa
Product: protein phosphatase 1, regulatory (inhibitor) subunit 14Aa
Exons: 4
Coding region: 41-532 (163 amino acids)
Biological process (GO): regulation of phosphorylation
Cellular component (GO): cytoplasm
Molecular function (GO): protein serine/threonine phosphatase inhibitor activity
Source: RefSeq, a predicted model, not a curated record
GCGGAGGAUCCAGUCAGACCAGCGCAGACAUAGACACAGCAUGGCCGCAGACCGGUGUGGGAGUCCCCCUCUGGACCACGGGACAGACGGCGACCAAGCUCUGGAGUUUGAUCCAGAGUUUGACGAGCUGUAUGGAGGCAACGUACCCAAGAGACAAGCGCGAGUUACGGUCAAGUACAACCGGAAAGAGCUGCAGAGGAGACUGGAUGUGGAGAAGUGGAUUGACGAGUGUCUUGACCAGCUGUACUCCGGACAGGAGAGUGACAUGCCAGAGGAGGUGAACAUUGACGAGCUUAUUGAGAUGCCAAAUGAUGAAGAAAGGGUCAAGAAAUUACAGGAGGUUUUCCAGAAGUGCCAUAACAACACAGAGAGCUUCAUCCAAGAGCUGGUGGUGAAACUGGAGGGAAUGCACAAACAGGAGGAGCUGCAGACUGUUGGCAUCGAGCAUCCGGUCAUCUCCCACGGUCACUAUCGCCACGAGCCGUACCACUUCAACAGCCCACACCACCAGGGACCCAACAAGACCCUUUAGGACUAAAACACAUACCAAGAUCCCACGAUGGACUCACACGCAGUCUUAAUUUAACAUGUAUUUAUUUUAGCUUUAUAAUAGGGGUGGCGCCAGGGGGCUUGAGGAUGAGACAGUCUCCCCUUUGUAUGGCAGUGCAUCCGUAAACACUCAGAUUUUUGCCAGAUUUUCAUGGGACAUCCAAUCUUUAUUAGAAAUGUUCAAAUUGCAAGCAUACAGUUAGUGUUCAAAAUAGAGCUGCAGUGAUUACUUUAAAGAACCUACCUAUUGUGCUCAUGUCUGUUAUAAAGCUAUAAUCUAUAACACCUGUGGAUCAUUAUGUUAUAAUUUGCAUAUUUUAAAUUGCAAUAGUCAUCUAAAACGACUUAAUAAACAAAACAAAUCCGCUAACUUUUGCGUUACUAAACUGCGGUGCUCAAUGGGAGCUGACGUUGGUGUACACAUCAUCACAAAAACUGAGCAGUGGAUAUUUCAUUGGUACCAAAAUGACAAUGCAACAAAUCUUACGAAUAUCAACGAUUAAGAAAAUUGAAAAUGGAGAACAAAGUAACUACAGAGCAGUGGCUGUAUGCUGGCAAUAUGGCAUCUUGAAAAUAAGCAAUUAAAGAUUGCUCAAACAUGCACAAAUCACUCCAGAUACAACUUUGGGCGAGAAAAUGUUAAGGGGAAACAAUUAUAACAACAUGGUAAAAAGUUCUGAAAAAGUCAAUUUUGCAGAAUAAGUCUGAUUUAAUGAGAUCAUUGCUGACUAAUUUGGACAUUAUGUGGAUUAUACAGACUUAAACACAUGCAAAAAGAUGUUUCAUACCAAAGACAGUGGCAUUAUUAAAUAAAAAUGUAAAAAAAUAAAUAAAUAAACAACUUGUGAUUAAUUUUACAUUUGAUUUGUAAAUAUUAUCUAUUAAGAAGGCUUCAGUCAAUACAUUUUACCUUUAAAUAUUUUAAACAUAUUUUAAAAAAAUCUUACUGUUGAAAAUAACUCAUUGUUUGACUUAAUCUCGUAAUUGCUGACUAGUCAACUGCUAAAAUAAUCAUUAAUGCAAAAUUAAGCUUUAAUAAAACAUGGGCCCUCCAAAAAGUGUCUGGAGCUGCCCCUGCAUCAUCACAUGUAUAGUCUAUAUAGUGUAACUGUGACAAGACUGACAAGACUUCUCCCUGCAAAUGUAAUGGUCUUAAAAUAUAUACUUCUUUGUGCCAUUUCCACAAUCAAGAGAAAGCAGAAAAAUACUAAUUUGUGUGGAUAAAGAUAGUCUCUCACACUAUUGACCAUGUUAGUAAGAUUUAUUAAUUUGACAUAGAGUAAAUAUAUGUAACUCCAAAAACACUCCCUAGAAUUAUGAACAAUAUGUAAUACUGAAUUGUUUUAGUCAUAAAUUCAAAGGCAUGGACAAAAUGAUGUCUGUGUUUAUUUUCAGGCUACAGAAACUCAUUAAAGCCUAAAACA